Messenger RNA from Schizosaccharomyces osmophilus, 1620 nucleotides. RefSeq names its product importin alpha family nuclear import signal receptor adaptor Imp1 (gene imp1). Gene Ontology annotation, molecular function: protein binding; nuclear import signal receptor activity. NCBI's taxonomy places the organism in Eukaryota, Fungi, Ascomycota, Schizosaccharomycetes, Schizosaccharomycetales, Schizosaccharomycetaceae. Gene Ontology annotation, biological process: NLS-bearing protein import into nucleus. Bases 1 to 1620 code for a protein of 539 amino acids. The transcript has a single exon. Gene Ontology annotation, cellular component: nucleoplasm; nucleus; cytoplasm. The record is from RefSeq and is a predicted model, not a curated record.
AUGGAGUCAAGACUUAUGCCAGACAGAAGAAGUCGUUUUAAAGGAAAGGCUGUCUUCAAGGCCGAUGAACUUCGUCGUCAACGAGAAGAACAGCAGGUUGAAAUUCGUAAACAAAAACGUGAAGAGAGCUUAAACAAGCGCAGAAACUUAAAUUCUGUACUUCAAAAUGACCCAUCUGAAAAUAUGGAAAACGAGCCUGUGCGAGGCUAUAUGGAAGGACAGAUGGAUGAUGAAUUCCCCAAGCUUACUGCAGAUGUUAUGUCUAAUAAUAUAGAGCUACAACUAAAUGCUGUCACAAAAUUCCGUAAGUUUUUGUCUAAAGAAACCAAUCCUCCAAUUGAUCGUGUUAUUCGAUGUGGUGUGGUGGAUCGCUUCGUUCAAUUUUUGGAAAGCGAACACAACUUACUUCAAUUUGAGGCUGCGUGGGCCCUGACAAAUAUUGCAAGUGGCACCACUGAUCAAACACGUGUCGUUGUCAAUUCUGGAGCCGUUCCUCGAUUCAUUCACUUACUUUCCUCUCCCGAGAAGGAUGUUCGUGAACAAGUCGUGUGGGCCCUCGGUAAUAUUGCUGGUGAUUCUUCUGCCUGUCGUGACUAUGUUCUUAGCUGUGGGUGUUUAGAACCUUUAAUUUAUAUCAUUGAAACAAGCACUGCAGAUUUGUCUAUGCUUCGUAACGCUACUUGGACGCUCUCUAACUUGUGUCGUGGUAAAAACCCUCCCCCCAACUGGUCAACUAUCUCAGUUGGAUUACCCACUCUUGCAAAACUUUUGUAUUCUGACGAUGUUGAAGUCGUUGUCGAUGCCUGCUGGGCUAUCUCAUAUCUCUCUGACGGACCCAAUGAAAAAAUUGGUGCCAUCAUCGACGUUGGCUGCGCUCAUCGUCUUGUCGACUUAUUGAAUUCUUCCAGUCCUAAUAUUCAAACACCUGCCCUCCGUUCUGUUGGUAACAUCGUCACUGGUACUGACGCCCAAACCCAAAUCAUAAUCGAGUCUGGUGCUUUGAAUGCUUUCCCUAAUCUUUUGUGUCAUCACAAAGAGAAUAUUCGUAAAGAAACAUGCUGGACUAUCAGUAAUAUCACUGCUGGUAAUAUUCAACAAAUCCAAGCCGUGAUAGAAUCAAAUCUGAUUCAACCAUUGGUACAUUUAUUAAAGAAUGCUGAUUACAAAACUAAAAAAGAAGCUUGCUGGGCUAUUUCUAACGCUACGUCUGGUGGUCUAGGUCAGCCUGAGCAAAUUCGUUACCUUGUUAAGCAAGGUGUUAUUAAACCAUUGUGUGAUAUGCUAGAGGGAUCGGAUAACAAAAUUGUUCAAGUUGCUCUUGAUGCCAUUGAAAAUAUUCUUAAAGUUGGUGAAAUGGACCGCACGAUGGACGUUCAAAAUAUUAACCUUUAUGCCGUCUAUAUUGAAGAGGCCGGCGGUAUGGAUAAAAUUUACGAGUUGCAAACCUCUGGUAACAACGACAUUUAUUUAAAGGCAUACAACAUCAUUGAGAAAUACUUUAGUGAUGAAGAUGGCGUAGAGGACUUAGCUCCUGAGACGAAUGGUAAUACAUUCAGUUUCAGUGGUGGACCGGCUGCCAAUGAAGAAUUUCAUUUUGAUUCCCAGGAUAUGGCCAUGUAA